Messenger RNA from Neodiprion fabricii, 1392 nucleotides. RefSeq lists its product as uncharacterized. The record is from RefSeq and is a predicted model, not a curated record. Lineage: Eukaryota; Metazoa; Arthropoda; Insecta; Hymenoptera; Diprionidae. The transcript has a single exon. The coding region runs from base 1 to 765 and encodes 254 amino acids.
AUGCUGGCCUUUAUAUUCCGCGGUGUCUUCCUGGUCGGCAUUGUCUCCUGGUACAGCACAAGCGUCUGGAAGAUGAUCGACGGCUACUUCAAGGAUCGAUUUCAGAGUUACCUCCGUGCCGAGUACGACAAAAACCCCCAAAUGCUCGCCGACCUCCAGGCCUACCGCGCGGCCGCUGGUAAGAAGAGUCCAGCUCUACCGACCGCCGUCGCACCAGAACCGGACGUUGGCGAAGCCGUUCGCGUUUGCUCGGCCGAAGUUUGCCCAGCCGCCAGUAACAAGGCCAGUAACAGCAUGGACCCGAGAGAUGGAUUUUUGGGCAGUGAAAAGCAGCCGGAAACUGCAGCCGCAACCGAACCGCCUCUGAUGGUCGAAAGGAAUCAGAGCAGAAGAGCAAAUCACGCCGGUGAAGAGUUGAAAAACGAUUCCACGAAGAUGAGAAAGGUCAAAGAAUCGAGAAAGACGAAACGUAGGUCGGUCGAAGGUGGGAAGCCCUCGAAGAAAAGACUGAAGACCAUCACCCUGACGGAGAAGGACUUUGCUUCGACGAGAGUAAAGGUCACACCUCAGGACUUUGACGAAUUUGAUGCAGAUGAGAACGUCGCCAAGGAAAUCGAGGACGAAUCCCACGGCGUUCUGGUGUCGAAACUUCCGUUCAAACCCAAGGCGGAUAUCGGGGACCUUCGAAGGGUGUCGGAGGAGGAGUUCUGCCCUUUGACCUUGGAGGAUGAGGUCUCCUGUCGGGAGACCAAAACUUGGCCUUGAAUGCUUGAUUCGCACACAUGCCGGAAUCUUGAACGACCAUUGUGAAAUUUAUAGUCAUAAAAAACCAUUUAAUUCAAGUGAAAUGAAACAAUUUUAAGAUACUUUUUAAUCUGUGAAUGAGAUUCCAGAUCUGACCUGCUUCGAAUCGAGAACGAAAAUUGGGUAAAAUUGUCUGUAGCGGUAUGGUAGAAAGCUACCUGUGUAUAAUAUUUGCUUAAUAUUUUCUGGUAGUAAAAUUAUCAGGCGAGAAAUUAACUCUCCGUUUUUAUUAUACACAUAAAGUUGAAGCGCAGAUGUUUAUUCGACUAUUUUGAUUAACUUGUUCCGUUAUGAAGCCGAUUACAGGCACGAUUUCUACGAAUGCAAUUGCCGGCCAAACGGACUUGACCCUGAUUGAAGCGGACUGCAUGUACCAGGACUAUCAAUCGCCGAGAUAUGUUCUGUCUGGCAGGAAAUCCAUCACUCGUCGCAAUAUUGUGUCUGAUAAGAAGCUAUCCACCUACGCUUUUUCUCGUUGUUAUGUGUCUCGAAUAAUUUUUACUAAUUAAAUCUCCGUAUUUAAUUACCGUUCCAUAAUGAACAGUUGUAUAGCUUUUCCUUUGAAAUUAAAUACAAUCCGAGACCUGA